Messenger RNA from Gymnodraco acuticeps, 4265 nucleotides. Its product is annotated as hormonally up-regulated neu tumor-associated kinase homolog. Bases 1065 to 3374 code for a protein of 769 amino acids. The transcript has 11 exons. Gene Ontology annotation, cellular component: cytoplasm. Gene Ontology annotation, biological process: protein phosphorylation; intracellular signal transduction. Gene Ontology annotation, molecular function: protein serine/threonine kinase activity; ATP binding. The record is from RefSeq and is a predicted model, not a curated record. NCBI's taxonomy places the organism in Eukaryota, Metazoa, Chordata, Actinopteri, Perciformes, Bathydraconidae.
AAGCAAGACGAAUUUUAACCGGCUAAAAAACAGCUAGCAUUGCCUUGUCACACUCACCGCGAGCAUAGCCUUCUCCAAAUUAAACUAAAUUCACCUGCUAGAAGCUCACAAAUUAACAUGUUUUGUUUGAAUUAAUCCUUACGGAACUGAAUUCAUAAAAACUACAAUUUGUCCGUAAGUAGUUUUAGCCCCAAAUUGUUAGAUUUGGUCAUAGCCAGACUAGCUGUUUCCAGUCUUUGUGCUAAGCUAUCGGCUGCUGGCUGUAGCUUCAUAUUGUGUGUGUGCAGAUACAGGACUGGUUUCAAUCUUCUCAUCCAACCCUCGGCGAGAGAGCAAAAAAUGCUUUUUAGUGAAAUGCCCUAUACACAUGAAAAAUGACAAAACUGUUUGUUUUCAAGAUCAUCAGAAAAAUAAUAUUCUUCUGCCAAAAUGUUUAAGAUUCAAAGUCUUCAUUUUCUGGACACUUAUCCCUCUCCCCGGUCCUUCUCACACAUGAGUGCGUCAUAUAACAACCCUGAUCUGUGCUCACAGUGGAGGAAAUUACCUGAGUGUAUUGGUGAGAAACUGAAUGAUAAAAUCUAGAUUUAAAGGAGAACCCAAGUAAGUGAAGGAUUUCAAUAGUUACUGUGUAACUGUGAGUAUCUGUGUGUACCUUUAGUGUUUGCAAAGGAGGGGGGUAAUUACGGUGUAGAAUGUCUUCCUCAUCACUGGACCUGAGAACACACCAGUUAAUCAUCCACUAACUGGCAGCGAGAGGGGGAGAGAGAUCCAGGGUUGCAUUCAACAAAGUUGGACUGAAAGAGAAAGAGACACCUUCAUUCGUUAAAAGGUAAGAGGAAGAGACAAGUCUUCAUCAAACAGUUUGGACUGAAGGAUAUACUUACCAGAGAGUGGAAGGACGAACAAUCUGCGUCCGAGGAAAGGCACCUGCGUCUGACGAGGGAUUUUUUAGCAGUAUUCUCUCUGUGUGUGUUAGUAUGUGUGUUCAAUGUGGGCCAUCCGGUUUUUGGAUUUGAUUGUGUGCGCUUGAGAGGGGGCCACAUGGGGUCCUGGCCCUGUAAGGGAUGCCAGCUGCAGCGUUAAAGCCCGCUUCGGAGGACAUGGUGGCAGAAGGAGGGGGCGACACGUCCCAGUGGGAAGCUGCGGGGCCGGGCCGGGAGCGGCUGCCCUCCCUGAAAGUCCCCAGGGAGCUGCUGCGGAGCUUCCCCCACUCCAAACGGGUGGGAUCCUACCUGGUGGGGAAAAUGAUCAACAAGGGGUCGUUUGCCAAAGUGAUGGAGGGGCUGCACAUUGGCACGGGGGAAAAGGUGGCCAUUAAGGUGAUCGACAAGAAGAAAGCGCGGCAGGACUCGUACGUGCUGAAGAACAUGAAGAGAGAACCUCGGAUCCAUCAGAUGAUCCGACAUCCUCACAUCGUGGUCCUGCUGGAGACCCUGGAGACGGAGAACAGCUACUAUAUGGCCAUGGAGCUGUGUGCUGGAGGAGACCUGAUGGACAGGAUCUGUGAGCGGAAGCGGCUGGAUGAGAGGGAGGUGCGGCGCUACACCCGUCAGAUCCUCUCUGCAGUGGAUCACCUGCACAGACACGGCGUCGUUCACAGAGAUUUAAAGAUUGAAAACUUCCUGCUGGACGAACAUAACAACAUAAAGAUCGUUGACUUUGGCCUGAGUAAUUCUCUGAAGACUGAAUCCCUUUCUCUGGAGCUCCUCAACACGCAGUGUGGAAGUCCUGCCUACGCGGCCCCUGAGCUGCUGGCUCACAGGAAGUAUGGACCCAAAGUGGACGUCUGGUCCGUAGGUGUGAGUAUGUUUGCCAUGCUGACCGGGACUCUGCCCUUCACUGUUGAGCCUUUUAACAUCAAGCAGCUGCACCAGAAGAUGGUCAACGGAGAGAUCAGCAGCAUCCCCAGUGACGUCAGCAAAGGUGCAGUGGCGUUUGUGUUGUCUCUCCUGGAGCCAGACCCAGCGAAGAGACCCAGUGUCAGAGCUGCGAUGGAGGAGAGGUGGAUCAACGAGGGAUACGCCAAGAAACCACUACACACACUCACUCAUAAAAACAGGUUGGGUCCAGAGGAUCUUAACUCCUCUGUGCUGGGAUACAUGACGGACACGCUGGGCUACUCCCUCUCUGAAAUCAUACACACACUCACCAUCAACAGACCCUCUGCCAUCAUGGCCUCCUAUCACCUGCUGCUCCACAAGCUCAGCAGGAGCCAGAAGGGAACAAAGGCCAAGAAACUAGAGAAUAAUGACUGGAGUCUUCCAAGCAAGAAUACAUGGAGAGAGAGGCAUAACGCUGACUCAAAGACUCAGAAUGAACAGACCAACGAGAAAAGCUCAAAGCCGUCCAGCCAGCCGUUGAAAGCCCAACAGACGACAGAAUAUCACAUCAACAGGAAGAGGCCUGAGGACUUCUUAUCAAAGGGGCGCCGAGAGGACGCAGAAAACCGUCCCCCUUCCCCAUCCCUACCCCAGCUUCCUCACUCUGUCUCCCCCUCAAUACCCCCCUGCCUUCCCUCCCCUGGCCCCCUGUGCACAGAGGACGGGGCCACUGAUGAGGAGAUCGCCAUCAGCUUAGACACGAGAGAGAUGCUGUUUCCUGAAGUUUCUGUGUUCGGGGACAGGGAACUUGUCCGUCUUUCUCCUCCUAAAACCUCUGCAUCGCAACUCUGUGAAUCCGCCCCUUGCCAAGUCCCUUUACCGGCCGAGCCAAUCAGAGACGGCAGCACGUCGAGGCCGAUUCGACACACACACCUGCUCAGGACAACUCAAUCGGACGGGGCGGCAGGCCCCGGGUCAGACUGCUUCCACGACAACCGCCACCAGGACGACCACUCCCAUCACCUGAGCAUCAACGAGCGUCUAGAGAAGCUGCAGACAUUUUAUUCCUCAGAGAAGAACGGCAUCUCUCCCAGAAUGCUCCUGGAGGCGGACGCACACCCCACAAAGACAGACAAAGACCAACUGAGUACCAUGGAGACAACAUCCACGUCCACCUCUGCCCAACUGCCCCGCCUGCGCAACGUGGGGCUGAAAGACGGACGAGGCAGGAAGAUGACGUGGGUAGGGUUGACCCGACCCGGACCCCCAGGACUUCUGGUGAACGGGUCCAAACCUCCCGCCUUCCCCUCACAGAGACAACAUACUUUGGUUAUUAAGAGCCUCAGGCAGGAGAGGGACAAGAGAAAAGAUCUGUCACCAGCAGCAGGAGGCGCAGGAGACAGAGGGACCGCAGGAGGAGGGCUGAAGAGGAACUCAGUUCAGUUACGAUCAUCUCUCCAGCGGCGGGUGGCAGACCUGAACCUGCCACUGCUCCCUGCAGCCCUUCAGGGGAAGACGGAUAGGAAGAACCAGCUAAACAGCAUGGACUACUGAGACAGAUAUGCGAUAGAAAGGCAGUGAUAGUGGCCAGGAAAUGGUGCAGCGAGAAGAGAAGUUAGUACUGAGGUUAGUGACAUGUUUAGAUAAUAGAUUAGAAAUACUGACCUGUGUUGAAAUGCUAGCAACAUAAAGGUGAAUGAAAGAAAAGAUGGAUAAGGGAUGGAAGUUAUGAAAUACUGAGUAGAGGUAGGGUAGCAGAAACAGGUGUAAAUGGUAGCUAAAAAUAUAUGCUAAAGCUAAAUUCUUCACUGUUCCAUUCAUGCCUUGCUCACAAACAGGACUCCCAACCAAACAUACCACAUACAGUAUGAGUGUUUUAUAUGCUGCAGUGCCAAACAUUUACCUUUAAGCUCUUUAAUCUUUGUUUAAAAGGCUUAGGUAGAGCUAUUUGGUCUAAACCAGGGGUGUCAAACUACAUUUCAUCACGGGCAACAUCAGCAUUAUGGUUGAACUCAAAGGGCCAGUUGUAACUUUAAGACUAUAUAUAAAUAUAUAAUAUGUAUACAAUUAUGUAUUGUAUUACAUUAUUGCCCCUGCUUUGGAUUAUUAUAGGGUAAUAACUUUGUAAUUAACUACGUCUGAUAGCAGAAGUCUACUGCAAAUAAUUGCAAGUCUCUUCAGUGCGCAUGUCACACAAUGAGAUGCAUUGUGGGACAUGUCGUUUAUGGGCAACGUGCUUCUGUAAAGCGGCAUAUAAACGUAUUAUAUUCUUUCAGAGUUCUUGCGGGCAACAUAAAAUGAAGUGGGCCUUGAGUUUGACACCCCUGGUCUAAACCAUUUCAUGUUUAAUGUAGACGUAUGGAUCUAUUUGUAUUCACUGCUCCUGAACCCAUUUUUGUACUGACAUUGAAAGUCAAAGUAAAAAAGGUAUCAAUUCUACUGUAA